Molecule: messenger RNA, 2756 nt
Organism: Lucilia cuprina (Australian sheep blowfly)
Lineage: Eukaryota; Metazoa; Arthropoda; Insecta; Diptera; Calliphoridae
Gene: ohgt
Product: protein cereblon
Exons: 6
Coding region: 123-2543 (806 amino acids)
Source: RefSeq, a predicted model, not a curated record
AAAAACACAAAUCAAAAGAAUAAAUAAGAAACAAAAACACAAAAUUUUCUUCGGGAAAUAAGAAAAAAUUUUGAUCUUUGAAAAAUUGAAUGUGAAUUUAUCUAACAUUAAAUUAAAACAGUAUGGAUGUAGAUGAACAAAGUGAACAACCGGAAGCAAAUAGUUCUUCGGGUGCAACAGUCAAUGAAGAAGAAAUUGCGACUUCAAGCAAUGGAGUGAUAGCAAAAUCACAAGCAAAACCAAACACUAAGGAAAAUGAAAAAGCUACAGUUUCCUCGAUUAAUGUUGCUACUGUUCAGACAACUGCACCAGAUAUAUCUUCUAUCAAUAAUGAAGCUAUAACCAUAGAACCAGUUGGAAAUGAUGUCAGAAUGGCAACCCAAAUGCAUACACAACUUACGGUCCCCUCUAGUACUGCAGCAACAACUACUUCUGAGACAACUGGUGCUGAUGUCAUUAUGGCAACACAGGAUGUUGUACAAGAAAAUAACCACCGAGAAAUUUCUAAUAACUCCCAAGAAGAACAACCGCAAAGUGAAAAUGCCAAUGUUUCAGCCGAAAACAUAGAUGAGGAAGAACAUCAAAAUGAACAACAUAUUGAAAAUGCUGGUAUUGAUCCAAAUUAUCCUUUGGUGUUGGUUAGACGUGUAUCCAUGCCCUCUGCUGACGGUAGUCCCAGAGCUGAAUCAUCGACAGAAAACAAUAAUGAUGAAGCCGUUGCCAUGGAUGAGGAAAAUGGUGCGGUCGCUGACGGAGGAGAGGAGAUCGUUGUGGAAGGACGAUCUCCAGCUGAAAUUGUAGCCAUUUUCAAUUCCAUUUCAGCAGCUGGCAGUGAAAAUGAGGAUGAUGAUGAAGUUGAAGACGAUGAAGAUGUGGAAGACGCCUGGUCCGAGGAGGAUGAAGACGAGGCCGCCUUUUUGGAAAAUCCCAAUUUUCGUGGUUUUGCCAAUCAAUUUGAAGCAAUACGUAAUAUGAUUGCCCACACCAGACGCAGUAUGGCUGAAGCAGAAGCUAAUUUUGGACCAAUACCUCGCAAUUCCUUAAUGCAACGUUUUCGUCGCAUACUCUUUAUAUUAAAUAAUCGUCGCAGACGUCUUAUACGUUUAGGUCUAGCCACACCGGAUGUGGAGCUUCCAGAAGCCGAAGCAAAUGCCGAAAUGGAAGCAGCAAAUGAAGAUACUUCUGACAAUGAUGAUGCGGAAACUGCUGAAAGCCUUGCUAAUGAGGAAUCCAAUAAUAUGACUAUGGAACAAGAAGAGGAAAUGAAUGAAAAUGCCGUGCGUUUUGAUACUAAUUUACCAGCAGAACACUCAUACAUGGGCUCCAAUAUGAACCGUGUUUCUGGUGUAAACUAUUUAGAAGUGGAUCAAUAUGUUAAACUACGCUUAUUUAUACAUCAGCACGUUUUAUUUCCAGGAGAAGUUUUACCAUUUAUGGUCAAUAGUUCUACAACCAUAAUUGAAGGUGAUAUUGAUACACAAAACGGUAUACUAUUUGGUGUUUGUUUUCCUUGCUUAAGCAACAAUAAGUCAACAGCCAAUGGAGAUAUCAAUGUCUCGGCAUCCGAUGACAAAGAACAACUUUUAUAUGGAGUUACUUGUCAAAUUUAUGAAUUGGGCGACGACGGUCGCAGCAACACUUUGAUAAAGUCCAGAGCCUUGCAAAGAUUUGUCACUAAAGCCAGUGAUUUAAUGGUACCUUUGGAAUAUAUUACUGCACACCCACGCAUGAAAUGCUAUGGUUUUGUUAAGAUUUUACCCGAUAUUUAUUUGGUCGAUCCUUUGAAAUGUAUAAAUAUGGGUUCCAUGAAUCGUUUUCGCGACAACGUCUCUAUGCAGAAUAUGUACAAACGUUUCCAGGCUGCCACCACACCCUGGCCAGCAUAUGUCUAUGAAACUCAUAAUAUAUCGAAUAUAAUUGAAAAAGCACGUACACAAUUGGCGCAACAUAAAAUCGAUACUAUGCCUACUGAUCCCACUCAAUUAUCAUACUGGCUGGUGCGUAAUUUACAUUUACCCGAGGAUAUGUUAAAGUCUGUAUUUUUGGCUAAUACAGUAAAUACCAGAUUGAAACUUAUAGCCAGCACAUUUAAAAAGGAGACAAUUUUCAGUUGUCGUAAUUGUGCUAUCAAUAUAGCUGACUGCCGCGAAUUGUUUGCCAUGUCUAAACAUGGUGUACAAUCUCAAUAUUGUAAUUCUGCCGGCUAUAUACAUGAAACAAAUACGUUUUACCAAGUUAAUCGUCAAAAUAUUUUAUACAGUGGUUCGCCUUCAAGUGAAUUCAGUUGGUUUCCUGGUUAUCAAUGGCAUAUAAUUGUCUGUAAAAUCUGUAAACAUCACUUGGGUUGGGAAUUUAAAGCGAUUGAACCGAAUCUUAUACCCAAACAAUUCUUCGGCAUCUCAUCGUCCAGUGUGCGCGUACGUUUGGCUCAAGAGCGUAAUGAUGUACCAGUGCAAAAUGCCGUUUAUAUAAAUUUCUUACGUCUCAUGAAUGCCGGAAUGAAUGAGUUGCGCGAAGCCCGAAAUAAUAUGCCCAACAUAUGAAACGCUUUUAAACGAAAAUGUUGGUCAUGUUGUUGUAGCUGUUGUAAUAAUUAAUAAACAUAUUACAACACACAAAAUUACUGACAUUUUAUUUUUUUCUAAAAUUGAAUGGAAAAAGUUAUCUUUCUUUCUUUUUUGUAUUCUAUUAUGUUGUUAGUAACGCGUAUUGUUGUUUGUCACGUAAUUAAAUCGAAAACUUAAGGACAAAUGAAU